Punctularia strigosozonata HHB-11173 SS5 is the source of this 1810-nucleotide messenger RNA. RefSeq lists its product as uncharacterized. The coding region runs from base 1198 to 1428 and encodes 76 amino acids. Lineage: Eukaryota; Fungi; Basidiomycota; Agaricomycetes; Corticiales; Punctulariaceae. The transcript is spliced from 8 exons. The record is from RefSeq and is a predicted model, not a curated record.
AAUGAUAUCUUCUGCAUCGCAGAACACCAGUCCGAUCAUUCAUCCCCUUCAAUCUCCUCUUGGCAUCGGACUAAGGAUUUCACGCAUACGGCGCCGACAUCUGGGAGGCCGGGGCAUACCCGCCAUCUGCUACUCAUACCUUGUCCCCCAGCUGCAACGUUGUCGGCGGUCUCCCCCCAGUGGUCGCUUUUGCGUGAGGGAUCCUAUCACUUGCGUGUUUAGUAGAUGGAGUAACUGGAGGCGGGGACACACCCGUUGUGCUCUUCAGGUAUAUAACGGGGUACAUAGUCAAUGGUCUCCGGCUUCUAUGAGGACCACCUUGAUUUUUGAACGAGAGCCCUGCUGCAUGAAGCCGGCUGCCAGUGCUGCGUCACGAGAUGAACGGCUACGCCAUCCGUUAAGCCUCACGAGCAUGCUGUCCGCACACGGCUUGGAAAGUGCUCUUCCGUUGCCGCCUCGCCUUUUGCCCCGACGAGCGCGGAUCCACCUCUUGAAAGUACCGAAAGGGCGAAGACCUUGAAGCCCUUAACGAGCCUCUUCCCACUCCGACUGCUAGACGUCGCACGUUGUAUGAAACCCGGGCUUAGACCGUAGGCCUUUCGGGUCUUCGCGAUGCACGCGAUCUUGAAGUGCGAGGCCACUGUUUCCCGAGGAGCAGAGCACGCUGGUGUCGAGCAUUCCAGCAUUUGCGCUCUCGGCGCACCAGCGCUGCCCGUACGCGGAGGUGACCGUAGCUCGGAUCGGUAGCAGGAGACGGAGACGACGUCUGGCAAUACGAUGAUGCCGCGCGACUCGGGUCCGUCGGAAUGCGCCUGUGCCGUCGAUAGAGCCCUGGAUAGAAUCCGCGCUGCGUUCGUCGCGUACGUUCUUGACGGCCUUGACGAGGUCACCGGUUUGCAGAAGAGGGGCACGUUCCACUGCCGUCGACCAUAGCCAUGAACAAGUAGCGGUUAGCGUGCAAUUCGCGCAUUUGAUGAUGACGCAAGUCGUCUCGAGGUGGGGUGUUGAGGAUCGGUAGGCAGUGCGUCGAGGUGGAAAGUACCUCGGUCAGCCUUGCGGGGAGCCACACACAGGAUAUUCAAGACCCGAAUGAGCGAGCGGAUACGAUCUUCCGUGAUGCUGAAGAGCGGCCGAAGUAGAGCCACUCCAGUGCGUUCGUCGUGAGGCCGCCGGCCGUGCAUACGAUUGCUGCUCCUGAUGAGCAGUAUCGUCCGCCUCCCGUCCACUCCGCUCGACAACUGUCUGUCCGGUUCGAGGGUGGGCACAAAGGUCACGGUGUUCAGGCCCAUCGUAAGUAUAUCCGAGCUCGAUGUCAUCACUGGACUGCGCGCCUUUGGGCGAAGCGUCUUCGUGUCCAGAGGACGGGUCGCCGUGCCGGUGGACUACGUUGAGGGCGAUAUGGUAUUGGCGGACGAGAAGGAGGCGUGAUGACGGCGGUGACGGUGCCAUGACGCCGAUGUUGAGGCGGAGGCGGACAGAAAGGUGAAGCGCAUAUGCUCAUAGAUGGACUGCAUCGCGUCCGGGACAGAGUGUUGUAGUGGAGCAUGACUAGGGUGAAGGAGAGCAGAGGCGUCCUGUCCAAGGUGAUCGGUCGAUGAGGCCGCUGGUCGGGGACGGCACUUCGAUGGCGGCGCGUGCGGUCGACGCGUUCUUGAACUCCAGAGGUGCGCUGGACCGAGCAGGAGGGGUAUCUGACCUGUUCAACGUACGGUGCUCGAGCUAACGAUGACCAUCAACUAUUCUUCGGGUCCGUCCUCGUUCCCAUAUCGCCCAGCGCGAGUCUUCAGUUUGAUUGGCGUACAUCUUGGCA